Messenger RNA from Cladophialophora immunda, 1387 nucleotides. RefSeq lists its product as uncharacterized. The coding region runs from base 152 to 1291 and encodes 379 amino acids. The record is from RefSeq and is a predicted model, not a curated record. Gene Ontology annotation, molecular function: hydrolase activity. The transcript has a single exon. NCBI's taxonomy places the organism in Eukaryota, Fungi, Ascomycota, Eurotiomycetes, Chaetothyriales, Herpotrichiellaceae.
AUUUAACCGGGAAGAUGGCGGAGAGGGGUUCGCAUAUUAGAGGGGGUAAAUAAGGCCCGAUCAUCCGCGUCUGACGCUACGAGGUUCACGGGACAUGGGACACUCCUCGAUCCAGCGUGUUUGAUUAUACGUAGGAAGGGAUGCUCAAAUCAUGAUGACGACGUCCUCAACCACACCCUCAACCUCCACCUCCACCUCAACCACGACGACAACAGAGAUCUCGCGGCACGAAUUCACCAAGCUCGACAAGACCGUUUCGUACCUCGACGCCGGGCCCGAGGAUGGCCCCCUCCUGGUGUUCGUCCACGGCUGGCCCGCUGCCGCCGCGAUCUGGCGCCCGCAGCUGACCGCCUUCGCGGGCCUGGGCUUCCGCGCCGUCGCCCCGGACCUGCCUGGGUACGGGCAGUCGGGGCCGAAGCGCAAGGACAAGGAGGACUACGCGCUGGAAAAGGUCGUGUGGCAGAUGCUGGCGCUCCUCCGGCACCUGGGCCGCGGCGAGGCCGUCUGGGUCGGCCACGGCUGGGGCGCCGGCGUCGUGUGGGCACUGCUCGCGCACAACCCGGAGGUCUGCCUCGGGGUCGCCAAUAUGGCCAUCCCCUACCGCACGCUGGACAUGGGCGUGCGCGAGCUCCUCAAGUACGCCAACCGCGAGCUGUACCCGGAGGACGAAUACCCGCACGCGCAGUGGGCGCAUCACAUCUUCUACGAGGACCCGGACAACUUCGAAAAGGCCGUGGCCUUCUUCGACAAGCACGCCGAGGGUUUCCUGAAGUUCGUCUAUUCGCGCCCCAAGGACCCCGCGCAAGACAGAGACAAGCCGGCCUUCACAGCGAGCGUAGUCAAGGACGGAGGGUGGUUCGGGGGCGCCGAGUCACUGCCUGAGCCCGAGGAGCUGGGCGAGAGAUUGCUGGACGACGACACGCACAAGAGCCUGGUUGAGGCUUUUUCCUGGGGCGGCUUUUGGGCCCCGACCGCAUACAAUCUCAACCACGACGUCAACCUCCAAUGGUGCGAGGACUGGUCCGUCAACGAAGGCGUCGUCUCCGUCCCCGUGCUGUUCGUCGAGGCCCUGAACGACGCCGUCGCCGGCACGUACAACUCGAAAAUCUGCGAGCCCAUGAAAAGCUUCUGUAGGAAACUGACCACCGUGAGUAUUGAUGCCGGCCACUGGGUGGCGCUGGAGGCGCCCCAGGAGACAAACGUCGCUAUCUUGAGGUGGAUUGCGCGGGAGCUGCCCGAGGAGAGGGCGUGGCCUUGGGGCAAGAGGAAUCCGUUGAAAAAGAAUGAGUAGAUUGAGCAAUCAGCGGUAGGCGCAGGUCUAUGCCAAAACCUGUCCAAGACCAAGAGCUGCUGGCAAAAACAGAGGCAGGGAAAAGCUGGAGCAGUC